CUCGAUGCUCCUCCCCUCUCCCCUCUCCCCUCUCCGCCGCCGCCGCCGCCGCCGCCUCGGCCGACGCCUGUAGAUCUCCUCCGCCGCCGCCUCUUCUCGCGAUCUCCGUCGCUCGCGAUCGCUUUUGAUCCCGAUCGACGCGGAAAUGGGGAACUGCUGCUCCAACGACGGUCCCGUAGGGAUCGGCGGCGGCGGCGCCGUCUCCUUCCACGACGGUGGCUUCGGCGGUGGCGCCGCCGACGCCGUCGAGCACUUCCUCAGGUCGCGCGGGGUUCCCUUCUCCCAGAUCGAGCUAUCGCUAUCUGCAGCGAACUUGCUUGAUCAAGACGUCUUUUCAAAGAGUGACCCUAUGGCCGUCAUUUUUGCAAAGAGAAGAGAUGGAACUCUUGAAGAGAUUGGUCGCUCAGAAGUAAUAUUGAAUUCACUGAAUCCUUCAUGGAUUACGAAGAUCACUGUGAAUUAUCAAUUUGAGGUUACUCAGCCAUUGGUGUUUCAGGUAUAUGAUGUUGAUUCACAGUUUCAUAAUGUGCCAGAGAAGAUGCUUAAGUUGGAGGAACAACAAUUUCUUGGAGAAGCUCAAUGUCUUCUAUCUGAGGUUGUUACUAGACCAACUGGAUUGUUGACUCUAAAUCUUGACCAUAGGGAGCAGCAAGGACCACAUCCUAAAAAGUUUGGCACAUUGACUGUUCAUGCAGAAGAGUGUGUUGGUUCAAAAACCAUGGUGGAGAUGGUUUUCCGCUGUGUGGAUUUAGAAAAUAAGGACCUCUUCUCAAAAAGCGAUCCUUUCUUACUUAUAUCGAAGAUAACGGAGAGUGGUGUAGCCAUUCCAGUUUGCAAGACAGAAGUAAGGAAAAACGACCUAAAUCCUUUAUGGAAGCCGAUGGUUAUGAAUCUCCAACAAAUUGGAAGCAAGGAAAACCCUCUAAAUAUAGAGUGCUUUAACUUCAAUAGCAAUGGCAAACAUGAUUUGAUUGGCAAAGUGGUGAAAUCGUUGGCGCAGUUGGAAAGCCUUCAUCAUAGUCAGUGUGGUGAGAAUUUGUUUUUCCCCACUGGUGUUGGGCAUGAUCAUCAUAAUAAGGUUUUGACGAGUCAGAUAUAUGUGGAGAAAUUCACUGAGAGCAAGCAGCAGACCUUCCUUGAUUAUAUUGCUGGUGGAUUUGAAAUGAAUUUCAUGGUUGCCGUAGACUUCACAGCUUCAAAUGGAAAUCCACGCCUCCCAGAUUCCUUGCAUUACAUUGAUCCCACAGGUCGGCCGAAUGCAUAUCAGAGAGCAAUAUUAGAAGUUGGAGACGUCUUGCAAUUUUAUGACUCGGAUAAACGAUUUCCUGCCUGGGGUUUUGGAGCAAGACCGAUCGACGGUCCAGUCUCUCAUUGUUUUAACUUGAAUGGAAGCACCUACCAACCUGAGGUUGAGGGGAUUCAAGGUAUAAUGUCUGCAUAUAUCAGUGCCCUCUACAAUGUGUCACUGGCGGGCCCUACCCUUUUUGGCCCAGUAAUCAACACUGCUGCAUCGAUUGCAAGCCGAUCCUUCACUAGCGGACGACAAAAGUACUUUGUACUGUUAAUAGUCACGGAUGGGGUGAUAACAGAUCUUCAAGAAACUAAAGAUGCUUUAGUCAAGGCGUCCGAUCUACCUUUGUCGAUCCUCAUUGUUGGAGUUGGUGGGGCUGAUUUCAAAGAAAUGGAGAUUCUAGACGCAGACAAAGGAGAGAGACUUGAAAGUUCAACCGGACGGGUUGCAUCACGAGAUAUAGUGCAGUUUGUUCCUUUACGGGAUGUACAGCGUAUGUACAUGCAUCCUACUUUUCGCAUCCUUUGCUCAAAGUGGUUUUUUUCAAUAUGGAGAGAUGUCGGUGGUUCAAUCACUUCUCGCUGAGUUGCCGGGACAGUUCAUGAGUUACAUGAGGACGAGAGAUGUUCAGCCGCUAAAUUGAUAUAUCUAUAUAUUUUUUCCCCUCCGUUUUUAGCUCAUCGAAAUUAUAGCAGAUGUGUCAUAUUUCCUCCAUUGUUUCAUUUUGCUUUCGGUGGCUCGCCCUUCCCUUCCUUCUAACCGUAUGUAUAUGCUAGUACUGGUCUCUACAGGUCCCCUCUAUUCUUUACCUUGUUUAGGCUGUGUCAAUUUUACCAUUUUCCUCUCCCUUUGAGAAAGCGAACAAGUACUUUUCCCUACAGAGAAAAAUUCGUCUCAGGGAAUUUGUGAAUGAAUUCCAAUUCUCGUGCUGUUGUAUCGAUCGACUUUCUUUUUUUUUUUUUUUUCUUUUUCAUGAAGGAAAUCUUAUUCUAAGCCCUUCUUUCUGUAGAAGUACGGUUUGGGCCAAUUUUUGCUGAUCUUGUGGUUUACUUUUUGCUUA
Ananas comosus (pineapple) is the source of this 2351-nucleotide messenger RNA. RefSeq names its product protein BONZAI 1-like. Bases 146 to 1876 code for a protein of 576 amino acids. Gene Ontology annotation, biological process: cellular response to calcium ion. Gene Ontology annotation, molecular function: calcium-dependent phospholipid binding. NCBI's taxonomy places the organism in Eukaryota, Viridiplantae, Streptophyta, Magnoliopsida, Poales, Bromeliaceae. The transcript has 16 exons. Gene Ontology annotation, cellular component: plasma membrane. The record is from RefSeq and is a predicted model, not a curated record.